Messenger RNA from Volvox carteri f. nagariensis, 1512 nucleotides. RefSeq lists its product as uncharacterized. The record is from RefSeq and is a predicted model, not a curated record. The transcript has a single exon. Gene Ontology annotation, molecular function: protein binding. Lineage: Eukaryota; Viridiplantae; Chlorophyta; Chlorophyceae; Chlamydomonadales; Volvocaceae. The annotation marks the transcript as partial.
GCUCUCUGGGCGGCGGAGUGGCUGCAAACCCAUGCUGACCCCGCUGCCUUCAAGCCAGGCUGGACGUACAUGCUAGAGGCGGUGUACGGCAACAACACGGUCAUAGUGCCGUACACCUUUGCUGGCCUGGUGUUGCUGGGAGCCACUGACCCGCGGGGGGCUGAGGUCCCCCUGGCAGAGCUGCCCCGACUGGCGGCAGAGCUACGGGUCACGACAGCAGUGCCGUACAUCACCGGUCCGCUUUCCCAGCUGCUCAAAAAUCUACCCGGUUCGAGGCCUGGCGACCAGAGCAUGGCCACGUACAACAGUGGUGACACGCCGCCGCCGGCACCGGCCUUCGAGGGCUGGAUCAUCGCCACGGCGGACGGGGGAACUCCACGGCAGAAGCUCGUCCAGCUGUCGUACAAGCGGGCCUGCCUAGCUGGGAAGCUGCUUCAUCCGCUUUCUGUGUGGGACCUUAUUCGCAACGAAGGGGCCAGCCGUAAGUCCCUCUUCCUGGGCCUGCCAGUACAUUUUCAGAGGGAGCUGGCAGCGAUACUGGAGGCGCUGGAGGCCGGCUACCAGCGCGCAGGAAAUCAGUUGCUGCUGCUGCUGGAACGACACCGGGGGCCGCAGCAGGGACAACCGCAGCGGCAGGAGCCGCCGCCGCCGCCACACCGAGCUCAAGGCGCAAGCAGGUCUCAGGAAACAGAGGGCCCAGGAAAUUGCGGCAGGCCACGCGGCAUGGAAUCCGCAUCAGCAACUGGCACGGCUGCAGGGACGCGGGCGCUGCCGGCUGCAGUGGUCCUACCCACGGAGCAGUUCGCGGCACUCCAGUUGGAGCAGGACGAGGCGGGGUUACCUGCGGCGGUGGCGGAUGAAGGGGAUGAGCUUGAGGCGCUGAUGAGGGCAGUGCGCCAGGAGCAGGCGGCGGCGCGUUCAGGGAGCGUGACCAGCAACUGCGGUCUCCCAGGCAGCGGCGGUGGAAACGGUGAUGGCUGCACCCACGAUGUUGAACAGUUUCACAGCAGGCCCGCAUUCCGGCGCGCCCUGAAGUACGCUGUUGCCCAUGGUCAUACACCAUGGCCGCUCGACAAUGAAGGUGACCUACUGGCGCUCAGCAUGUAUUAUGAACACGCCGCCAGGACUGCCCCGCUGCUCCGCGCCCUCCUGCUAGAUUGUGUGCGGCCGGCUGAGGACGGCUCGCUGCCAGGCUACACGCCCUCCCCCGCCUUCACGCAGACCUGGGCCAAGGGCUGGACUCAGGGCCCCUCCGAGGGCCGCCUGGCGCCCGCACCGCCGGCCCUGCUGCACGCCAUGCUGCAGGAUGAUGUUCUGGAGCGGUGCCUGGCACCACUGUCCGGUCGGGAUCUGGUGGCCGCCUUGCUGGUGUGCGGCAGGUGGCGCCGAGUGCUGGAGGGGGCGACGCAACCGGAGCCGCUGGCCGCCAGGCUGGAGGCGGGAAGGAACGACCACAACUUUGGAGAAAUCUUUUGGGAGUCUGCCUGCCGCAUGGGAGGAGUAUGUAGAUAA